This is a messenger RNA of Metopolophium dirhodum (rose-grain aphid), 1801 nucleotides long. It is a transcript of the gene Srp9, whose product is annotated as signal recognition particle 9 kDa protein. Gene Ontology annotation, cellular component: signal recognition particle, endoplasmic reticulum targeting. The record is from RefSeq and is a predicted model, not a curated record. Gene Ontology annotation, biological process: SRP-dependent cotranslational protein targeting to membrane; negative regulation of translational elongation. Gene Ontology annotation, molecular function: 7S RNA binding. The transcript has 3 exons. Bases 249 to 482 code for a protein of 77 amino acids. Lineage: Eukaryota; Metazoa; Arthropoda; Insecta; Hemiptera; Aphididae.
CAAGUACCGACGUCACCGUCCGUCCGCACGACAACAGACAACAUCGACAAGCGUCAUCGCAAUUCACAGCGGUUUGUCCUUAAUUCGGAUUGUUAAAUUGUUUUCGGUUCUCUUGCGUUCACCAUCGUGGACACAUUCCAAAAAAAGACGCAAGACGCCGAUGUGGAUUCUUGUCGGUUGACGUUCCGACUGUUCCGUUUUUCUCCUCCGGCGACCUGCUAUAGUGAAGAGACUAUCCGAACUUCAACAUGUAUCUAAAGACAUGGAAAGAAUUCGAGACCGCCUCGUACAAUCUGCUCCUUAAAGAUCCGACCAGGGUCAGAUGCACUAUGAAAUAUUGUCAUAGCGAAUCAACUGUGCAAUUAAAAGUUACAGAUGAUAUUUCGUGCUUGCAGUUUAAAACUUCAGAUAUACAAAAUGUAAAGAAAAUCGAAGUAUUUUAUGCUACAAUUAUGAAACAAAUAACAUCUAAUGAACUUUGAAAUUUGAAUCAAAAAAUAUUUAUUUUAAAUUCUGUAAGUUUAUUUUAAUUGUGAAAAUAUUUAAAAUGUAUAAUUGUGAAAGUACUUAUUGUUGUAACAUCAAAAUAUACAAAAAAAAAGUAUAUAAAUCACAAAAUGUAAGAACAUUCCAAACAAAAACACAUGAUACCAUAUUAUAGAAGUUGCCUUAUUAUUUGAUGACUUAAUAAUUUUGAAUAAUUCUUUAUUACUUAAAUUGGGAAUUUGAUACUUUAAAAACAGCAAAAUCGUGCUCAAAUUAAAAUAAAAUCAAACUGUAAUUUUGUUUUCAUAAUGCAAUUAAAAAAUGUAUUAUACAUUUAAUUUAUUUACAAAUGCAGUGUAAUUACUAAUUUAAUUUCACUGUUAUUGAAUAAACAAGACAGAAAUUAAUAAAUAAUUAGGUAACUAAUUUAUAUAUUUUUGUUUACCUAGUUAGCUUGGUAAUCUUAAGACUGACUUUAUUUUCAUAAAAUCUGUUCUAAAAGUGUAAUUUAACUUAUGGCAGCAUCCCAAAUCUACUAAUAAAAUAUUUAAAAAGUAUGUCUUAUCUGCAUUUGUUGUUUCCGUCUAAUUAACACGUAACAUACUAUAUUUUAAAUUUAGCAUAAUUUAUUUUACUCUGUUAUUUUUAAUUUUAGAAUGACAAUCCAUUAUACAUUUUAAAAGUAAGAAUAUUAUUUAAUAUAUUUGACAAUGUAAAAAGAAUAAAACACAAUAACCUAUGAUACAAUUAAAGAUUUUUUUUUAAUCACUGCUCUGCUAGUAUAAUAUAAUACUACAUAUAAAGAUAAUAAGUUUAAACAUAAUUAAUUUAAUUGUGUUUUGGUACUACAUAGUUUAGUUUUUUUUUUAAAAAAACUGAACCUUGUUAUUAUAUAACUUGUUCUGCUAUUUUUUUUGUAUAAAAUAAUUUCAGUAUUUAUUUUAUAAAACCCAUUUCAAUAUAAAACAUUGUUUUCGUGUUUCAUAAUUUAGUCAAUACUCAUUAUCCCUACAAUCCUACAAUUUUUCUGUGUAAUACUUGGAAUUUUUAUUUUUGAUCCCUCAAAGAAUUAACUAGAUAUAAUUUUCUACCAGAAAUCUACAUCAGAAUAUUCAAGAUUUCUUACUGCUUCAAAAGGUGAUAAAAAAUCAUCAUUGUAAAACUAAUAAAUUUAGAUUAAAAAUAUAUAUUAUAUAAUUUUAUUUUAUAUGUAUAAUAAUAUGUAUUACAUUAUAGAGUUAUGAGUAUGAAAUAUUUCAAAUUUUAAACUAUUACCCUUCAUGAAUUAUUGAAAAAUAUAUUUUUUUAAACUGUU